Molecule: messenger RNA, 1072 nt
Organism: Astrephomene gubernaculifera
Lineage: Eukaryota; Viridiplantae; Chlorophyta; Chlorophyceae; Chlamydomonadales; Astrephomenaceae
Source: the annotation of a GenBank genome assembly
GCUAAUCGUUGCGUCUUUGACUGUAUGUCUGUGUGUCUAAAAAAGGAUAACUGAGUGACUUCCCCAUACAAGAUAAACUCGUUCGCUUGGGCUCUUGCCGGCUCGAUCAUGUUGCCCUUAUUCCCACCCCGACCACACUUGGAAGCUCUCAUUGCAGCAUACAACGAACGCCAUUCAUAGUACUCAUUUUCUGAUUGUGAUCAACAGGGCAUGCGGUUGACAAUAGUUAGCAUGCUAUUCUUGCUUGUUCCCCUUUUGCUGCCUACGGCAUGCGCAAUAGCAGACAGCCGACACACUGCAAAGCUGUUGUUGGCUGAGGAAAUUGCAAACUCACCUCCAGACAGAGACGUGUAUGCACAUGUUCCCAAAGUGCAGCGGCACCUCUGGGAGCAUGACGAUGGACGCAGCAUCAACGAAACGCUACAGCACUUCAGCGACAUCCCGGUGGAUGUCGUGGUGGCUGUGAAGCUCAUUGCAUUCGAUGGCGACGGCAUCAACCGCGCGCGGCUCUCGGAUGCGGAGCUGCUGCGCCACCUGCGGUCCCUGCAACUGGACUCGCUGCUGCCCACCGCGGUUCUGGAGCCGCAGGAAACACACCUGUCGGUUCGCCCCCGCGUGCACUUCCGCGUGACCAAGGCUCCCCCCAGUCUCACCCAGAAGCUGGCGGGUGUGCUGCUGUCAGCGGUGUUUGAGGGGAAGCGAGCCAGCCUCUCCCCGCACGGCACCCUCUACCUGCCGCACACCCUCGUCAACGACGUCCUUGUGGAGGAGGAGCGAGCAGCAGCAGCAGCUGCACAUGCCUCCUCCUCCUCCUCCACUGCUCCUUCCGGUACCACCACCACCGCCACCACCAGCACCGACAGCAGCACCACCAGCAGUAGCAGUACGGCAGCUGCUGCGCCUCUCUUCACGCUGUACGUGUUGAACUUGGAGCCGCCCAGCGGGACUGACUACCUGUACACGUACUGGGAGGCGCCGGAGCUGGUGGCGGCGGGGAACUGGUCGGAGUUCCGCAGCUGUCCGGGCGCAGUGUUCGUGUCGCCCUCCUCCACCUCCGCUUCCUCCUCCUCGG